Aspergillus steynii IBT 23096 is the source of this 2220-nucleotide messenger RNA. RefSeq lists its product as uncharacterized. Gene Ontology annotation, molecular function: DNA-binding transcription factor activity, RNA polymerase II-specific; RNA polymerase II cis-regulatory region sequence-specific DNA binding; zinc ion binding. Bases 16 to 2220 code for a protein of 734 amino acids. Gene Ontology annotation, biological process: regulation of transcription by RNA polymerase II; DNA-templated transcription. Gene Ontology annotation, cellular component: chromatin. Lineage: Eukaryota; Fungi; Ascomycota; Eurotiomycetes; Eurotiales; Aspergillaceae. The transcript has 9 exons. The record is from RefSeq and is a predicted model, not a curated record.
AAAAUCUUCGACGUCAUGAACAAACCCGUGAGUUUCAAAAUCCGAUACUUUCCGCACUGUAUCUUCUCGAACAAACCGGAUUUCUAUUUAGAUCAUGAGCAAUCGACGCGCCGCAGUUAUCAAUGUCCACAGUGCUCGGCUAGGUUUCUCAGAAGUGAUUUACGCAAGCGUCACAUUCGGAACUGCCACCCCUUGACCGAUGCGCAAUCGACCCCAACAGCUUCCCUAUGGCAGACUGCACUAGAGAAUCAAUUACCUCUUCCAAGCUUCGAAUCGACGUCGCCUCCGGUAGAUCUCGGCUCGCUUCCCAUACCCGACCGUGGUGCAGGUUCAUCGGAUAGCUCGCAUCCACCAUUCGAGAUACCUAGUAGCUCUCAUGGAUCGUCCUUUGCAAAGGAACUCCUGUGCUCAGAUGCAUAUUUCAAAUACUUCCAUCCCGGAUUCCCUAUCAUCCACAAGCCCAGUUUCAAUCCGAAUACCUGCCCGGAAGCUCUCCUGAAGGCAAUCUCGGCCAUCGGGACUCUAUACGCAACAGGCGAUGGCAAAAUAGCCCAUAGUCGAGCUUCAUUCGAUACAGGUCUACAAUCCCUCGACACAUAUAUCCAGAGCGACCCCACGCGUGUUCAGGAUCCCUGGGUGAUUCCGGCGUAUCUUAUACUCGAAUCAUUUGGAAUGUAUUGCUGCGAUGAUCAGCUCUUUGUCAAGGCACAGAAUAUCCAUCGCCGACUGGUGGACUCUGUCAGAGAGUUACAGAUGACCCGUGAGAGCCAGAUCAGUCAUGCAGACGUAGAAAGCGACGACGGAAGACGUGAGUUAUCUGCGCUUGACGAUGCGUCGAUCCCGCUUGCCACGCGCUGGAAUUCUUUUGUUCAUGCAGAGCUGAGGAAAAGAACCAUAUACUGUCUCUACCUCCUCGACUCCCAGUUCGCUAUAAUCUGCAACGUGCGUCCGUUGAUGUCCGCAUUGGAAAUCAAAUACGACCUCCCAUGCCCAGAUGAGCUCUGGGAUGCCGAAACAGCAGAAGACUGGGAUGUUCUGCGUCGACAGCAGUUUUCAUCGUUCAACGACCAAGAUGAUGAGAACGGAGUUGGAGGAAGGCCGCCCCAGGGGACGUUCUAUGAGAGCACGCAGCGCCUACUGCAUCAUGGUAGUCGAAGGAUGUCCUCCAGUCUGCGGCUUCUUUGGUCCUCGCCUUUCACGGCACUCAUUCUGGUAACGCAGUUGCAGAUGAUGUCUCGGGAUUUGGUACAUGCGAACUGUCUACUGGCACGGCCACUAAGUUCGCAGACCCCAUUGUCCGUCUUGCUGGAUCAUCAAUAUGGUCAAAUUGCACAGGCUUUGCGAAAUAUCCUUGACCUGACUCCUCGUGGAAACCCUCUGUACAGUCGACCGGGUGAUUCUCCCGUGAUGGAAGAAGUUCCGGCAAAUCCAGGACACACAGCAUUAUGGCACUCGUUUUGGAUCAUGUGGCAUUACACUUCCAUUACUCUCACUCAUUCCGAUUCUUUGCUGGUUACUGGAACUGUGGAGAGUAACCUCCCAGCAGCAAUUGCCACUGCCGGCUUUCUGGCCAAACCCCGAGACAAGAAGAACCGUGACAUCUAUGAAGAUCGCGACGUUUUCCGCCUUCUUAAUGACCUCGAACCCACCAUCCCCGAGAUCGCUUUCACCCAAGCCAAAGACAAUCACCUCCCUGUCGACGCCGAACACCCCUUCACUACUUUCCUGGGGUUCAAGAUAUGCCUCGUCGGCUGGCGCGUCGUUCGUCUUAUGGUUGGUAAAGCGACCGGCGACGCUCGAGCAUCUCACGACGGAAAAUGCAGCUCGACGCCCAGUACGGUUUACCAGCACUCUCCAGCCGAGUACAUCCUAAGACGUAUCUGUUCGAGACUCGCUACCUGCACUGCUAAUAUCAUGCACGACACCAUGGGAUCGGAAGGCCGACCAUUCGAUUCUUACGAAACAGACUAUAUGAACUGGGCCGCGCGAACCUUCGCCGAACGCAAGGUAUGGCCGGUCGGGAAAUGGCAGUCGGCCAUAAUAGCCGAGAGUUUGGGGUCGACGCCCGUGGGAAAUGCGAACGCCGGUGUGUCUUUGAUGGUGCCAUCGCCGUCUCAGAUUCCUAGUCCCGGGCAGUGUGGAUUACAACUUGCGACGGAGUUAGGGCUGACGGAUUUGGGUAUUUCGGACUCCAUGUGGAUGGGGGAUGGAAUGGGAUGA